AUGGCCUUCUCCAAUUUUUUGACUGUGUCUGAUAAGAUUAAUGAUGACUUGAACCAGCCUGCAAAAGCCAAUGAAGUUGAGAGGGUGGAGUGUCGCUGCUGUGGAAUGUCAGAGGACUGCACCCCGACCUACAUUCGCCGUAUCCGAGAAUUCCAUUGCGGCAAUUGGAUCUGUGGGCUUUGCGCAGAGGCAGUGAAGGAGAAAAAGAAGAGAGCUCCAUCAAUGGCGAUGGAAGAAGCGUUGGAGUCCCAUAUGGCUCUCUGUAGGCAGUUCAACAGGACAGUCAGGCUCAAUCCAGAGCUUUCUUUGGUUGGCGCAAUGAGGGAUAUAGCAAGGAAGAGCUUCCAAUACAGGGCUUCCCAUGGCUCCUAUGCACCAAAGAUUGCAAGGUCCAGCAGCUGUGGGCCUAAGGCCAAAGCCGAGAUCGGAAGCUCAUCGAUCCAGUGA
Molecule: messenger RNA, 447 nt
Organism: Phoenix dactylifera (date palm)
Lineage: Eukaryota; Viridiplantae; Streptophyta; Magnoliopsida; Arecales; Arecaceae
Source: RefSeq, a predicted model, not a curated record